Molecule: messenger RNA, 417 nt
Organism: Symbiodinium natans
Lineage: Eukaryota; Dinophyceae; Suessiales; Symbiodiniaceae
Source: the annotation of a GenBank genome assembly
AUGGAACAAGUCAUCAAAGAUGCGAAAGAGCGAGACGAGGCACGCAUGCGCGAGAUCAAGCAGCUGCGUGAUAGGUCGGAGAAUGAGCUGAAGAGUUUGAGGGAGAAGUCGGACAGUUCUUCCAAGGAUGCCGAAACAUUGCGUCAGCGUCAGCUGGAAGAGGCCUCCAUGGAGCUGAAGGAACUCCACAGCGAAACUGCCCAGCAAAAGGAGGCGACGCCUGGUGAAACUCGCGAAGCAAAUCUCAGAGUAUCUCAGACCCAUCCAUCAUCCUCAUUUGACGUCUCUUGUUAUAUUCGUAUUCUGAUGCUAUCAUGCAGCCCCUCCCCUGCGAAGAUGCUCUCGGAGCUGGUGCGUGAAAGCUCCGCCGAAGCAGCACAGCUCAGGCCAGACGUUUGGAGCAUAAAUUCAACUUAA